Molecule: messenger RNA, 4095 nt
Organism: Parastagonospora nodorum SN15
Lineage: Eukaryota; Fungi; Ascomycota; Dothideomycetes; Pleosporales; Phaeosphaeriaceae
Exons: 3
Coding region: 1-4095 (1364 amino acids)
Biological process (GO): protein phosphorylation; stress-activated MAPK cascade
Cellular component (GO): cytoplasm
Molecular function (GO): ATP binding; MAP kinase kinase kinase activity
Source: RefSeq, a predicted model, not a curated record
AUGGCCGCCGCACGAGGAGUGCGCUUCCACGACUCUCUUACCAACAACAUCCUCCUCUCCGGCGACACGGCUAGCAUGGCGGAUCCAGCUAGGCCCGUAGUGGUGAAUGGCCCUGUCCGCACAGAGAGCUCCGAGUCUUCUUCAGGCGACUCCGACCACGAUCACGAUGCGCAUCUUGGCGGAUCCGCCAUCGAGCAUGGCUCGUACCAUUUUGCACCUCCCGUGGCCGCAACGCCCGUCGACGAGGUGCCUCCGCUGACUAGCUCGGCCUACAACAGCUGGAGCAACGCCGUACCCUCACGACCACGGGGGCCUCAAAUCAUGACGGACCUGCCUCCCGCCCAGCUGCAGACGAAUGGCGCGGGUUCAGCGCGCACGCCGCGCCCGAGUGCCGUCCGCACCCCCAGCAACGCAUAUGCACCUGCCCGACGGCCCCAGCAGUUCUCCCUCAACUCCAACACGCACCGCACACGCAACUCGUCGGCUUCCCGCGCGCGCCGCAACCCCAACGCCGACUACCGCGCCCAGGAAAAGGCCUACGUCCAGCGCAUCCGCCAGGAGAACGACCAGGACGACUUCUUCGACCCGGCCCUGCGCACCCCGAGCCUGGGCUACAGCACCGACGAGGAGACGGACGAGGACUCGCCAUCGACGGCCGAGUAUGUCGAAAACGACCCGUACGACCAGGAGACGCUGCUGUACUAUGGCAACGACGACAUGCAGCCCUCGAUCGAGGAGCUCAAGAUCCCCGCCAACCGCGAGCGCCUGGAGUGGCAUUCGAUGCUGGCCAGCGUGCUCACGGGCGACGUCGUCAAGCAGGAGAAGAAGCGUCUGAUUGGCAGCACCGAGCAGCAGGGGGACAACACCAUGAAAGCCGAGAUCUGGAUGGGCAUCCGCGCCAAGGUCUGCGGCCGCUCGCUGCAGGCACAGCGCCGCAUUGUCGACGAUGCCCGCGGCAAGAUCCGCGCCAACGUCGAGAGCGUCAUCUCGUUCGAGGUAGAAGGCGCCGCUGAGGCAGGCCAGACGGCCGCCCAGCAGGUCGAGGACAUCGUCAAGAAGAUCGAGAAGAUCGAGAGCGCCUACCCGACCCGCCAGGCGCUCGAGGCAGCAUACCCGCGUGCCGCAUCGCAGCCCUACAAGACCGCCUGUGACGCCGUCAUCGCCUGGCACAACACCAUCGCCCUCAUCAACACCGAGAUGUCCAUCCUCAAGAAGUGGGUCGGUAACGACGAGCUGGACUUUGUCAAGCCGCGGCCGCGCUCGUCGCACGACCACCAUCUCACCGACGAGUCGUCGUUCAUCGACCGCAUACUUAAGGAGGAUGGUCUCAAGUCGCUGCAAGGCGAGACGAACCUCCUCUUGCCGCUCGAGAGAGUCAUCCUCAAGGCAAAGAGCACCCUCAUCGCCAAUGCCGAGGGCUUUGCCGACAGGCAUCUGCCGCCCUACAUUGAAGAGCUGCUUACCCUGAUCAACUUCCCGUCUCGUCUGCUACAAGAGAUCAUCCGCGUCCGUCUCUCCUACGCCAAGAAGAUCAAGGACCCCUCACAGCAAGGCGUCAUGAUGGCCGAGCAAAUGAUUGCGCAGUUCCAGAUUUUGCUCGCCAUGGCUGGACAAGUCAAGGAGAGCUACCGAGUCAUCUCACGCCCGGAGCCGGGCUGGGACUUGCCUCCCUGCAUUGAAGAGAACUUUGACACCGUUGUGCUGGAAGCGCUCAAGUUCUAUUUCAGGAUGCUGAACUGGAAGUUGGCUGCCAACAAGAACACGUUCAAGGAGGCCGAAAUCUUGGAGCAAGAAUGGGAGUUCUCUAAUAAGCUUGGACGACAGCUCCAGGGCGGUGACGUUGAGACGGCCGAGCAAUUCAGUCUUCUCACGUCCAAGUCGCUUACCCGCCUCAGUGCUCAUUUCGAAAGGGAGCUCCAGCGCCGUCCUGACGAGUUGACCGGCUCCGAGAUGGAAAAGCGGUACAAGCAGAUUCUUGACUCUGUGCGUGUGCGACAGCGUAAGCUGUUCCGUUUCUCCAGGAUAUUGACUCAGCGCUUUGAGAACUGUACCGAGUACAACAUCACUCACAUCGAUCUGGACCAGGAGCAGCUAACCGAUCUGUACGAAGCGUUGGUGCAUACGGGCCAUUUCCUCGUUGAGACCAGUGGCGGCACCAACCAGGGUGUCUACAUCAUCGCAUCACCCGCGUUACAAGACAGGCCGCAGGACAUUCAAUCAUUGCUCACGACAUGUUACCAUGCCGAAGAAGCUCCGGAAGACCCGUCCAACCCAUAUGUCCUCAUCAUUCGCCCGGAGGAACCGUUGUACUGGCCUGGAACCAAAUUAGACGCCAACAUACUGGAACCACAUCUCGACUUAAAGCCUGGCCGCCUGCGCCUCGUCGCUGAUGGCUCUCAACAACGUCUGGCCAAUGCCAACUUGUCGUUCUUGCAGUGCAUCAACAUGGAACUACAUACGCUCAUCGACCAAAGAGCCAAUCUCCCGCGUGUCAACGCGGAGUUGCAGAAGAUCAAGAAGACAGCCUACAAGCUCUCCAACACAAUUAUGGACAGCGUUGAGAUUGUUCGCCGCCAGACCCAGGGUCUCGACUGUCAAGAUCUCAUCCAGACGUGUUUUGCUUUCGCGACAGAGUUUGGUCAACGUUCAGUCCUGUACCUGGACUACAACCGCCGCGCUAUGAACAACAUCAAGUUGACAAGGCUUGCUCUGGACUGGGUUAGCUUCAUAUGCGACGAUUGCAUCGCUUCGGACCGCAAGACCUUCCGAUGGGCCGUCGUUGCCCUCGAGUUUGCCAUGAUGAUGACGCGUGGGCAGAAUAUCCUUUCCAUCAACGACGGAUGGAAUACUCCCAGGCUCCGACUCCAAGGUGGCUGGAAUGCAUGUCCGUCCUCAUUUCGCACUUUGGAUAUCAUGGGCGCUCGAUCCACCAUUGCUGCUCAGGCCGAGAGGCAACGCCUGAACGCCAUUGCUGGCACGAACUUGGCAGAAUCCAAGAAUUCCAAGGAUGAUGAAGAGUCGAUCGAGUUGACCCAAAUGCAGUGGAUGGAGCGACUUGAUGAGAUUGACUCGUUCAGAAAGGAGAAGGAGAGAGUGCUGGAGGACUCUAACGAGGCCGACAGAGCGCUCACUUAUUUGUCCUCAUCUGCCACCAACGUUACUGUUCGUUGGCAACAAGGCCAAUUCGUUGGCGGCGGUACUUUCGGCUCCGUCUAUGCUGCCAUGAAUCUAGACUCUGGCCAUAUGAUGGCUGUCAAGGAAAUCCGUUUGCAAGAUCCUCAACUCAUUCCUACCAUUGUUGCUCAAAUCAGAGAUGAGAUGGGUGUAUUGCAAGUUCUCGAUCACCCGAACAUCGUGUCAUACUACGGUAUCGAGCCACAUAGAGACAAGGUGUACAUCUUCAUGGAAUACUGCUCUGGUGGUUCGCUUGCUGGGCUGCUCGAGCAUGGUCGCAUCGAAGACGAAACAGUCAUUAUGGUUUACGCUUUGCAAAUGUUGGAAGGUUUGGCGUAUCUGCACGACGCUGGUGUCGUGCAUCGCGAUAUCAAACCCGAAAACAUCCUCCUUGAUCACAACGGUGUAAUCAAAUACGUCGAUUUUGGCGCUGCUAAACUCAUUGCACGACAAGGCCGUACCCUCGCCGCCGACACGCGUCAAGGCCGUCAACGCUCUAUGACCGGAACCCCAAUGUAUAUGUCCCCCGAGGUUAUCCGCGGCGGCUCCACAGGCCGCCACGGCGCCGUCGACGUAUGGUCUCUCGGCUGCGUGAUCCUCGAAAUGGCGACCGGCCGCCGCCCCUGGGCGUCUAUGGACAACGAAUGGGCCAUCAUGUACCACAUCGCGCAAGGCGACCCACCGCAGCUCCCCUCGCGCGACCAACUCAGCGAGCCUGGCAUCGACUUCUUGAAGAAAUGCUUCGAGCGCGAUCCCGCCAAGCGCAUCAGCGCCGUCGAACUCCUCCAGCACGAAUGGAUCAUGACGCUCCGCGCCCAACUCAGUCUCGAGCCCCAGACGCCCAGCUCCGAAACGAGCAGCAGUGGCCAGGUCACGCCGCAGAGCAGUAGGCACAAUUCUGCCUAUGGAAACGGCACGUAG